Messenger RNA from Branchiostoma belcheri (Belcher's lancelet), 1788 nucleotides. RefSeq names its product 5'(3')-deoxyribonucleotidase, cytosolic type-like. The record is from RefSeq and is a predicted model, not a curated record. The transcript has 5 exons. Bases 63 to 818 code for a protein of 251 amino acids. Gene Ontology annotation, biological process: pyrimidine deoxyribonucleotide catabolic process. NCBI's taxonomy places the organism in Eukaryota, Metazoa, Chordata, Leptocardii, Amphioxiformes, Branchiostomatidae. Gene Ontology annotation, molecular function: 5'-nucleotidase activity.
CACCCGGAAGCCGGUAGCCGGUGGUUUCCACAGCUGUGUGCUCGAGUUUUUAUUUAUCUGGGAUGCAAAAUAUUCACCAACGAGCUUGUAGAAAAAUAGGAAAGUACUUAAAAAUCUACAGCGACAUUUUCAACUCAAGACUUCUCCGAGAAACCACCGUCCAAAGGCGUAAAUUUACUUCUUCGUCUCCUAAGAUGGCACCAAGAAACUCUCCAAGAAACCUCCGCGUUCUCCUGGACAUGGACGGUGUUCUGGCUGACUUUGAGGGACAGUUUCUGAAGAACUUUCGCGAGAAAUACCCACAGGACCCUUUCGUUCCGCUAGAGGAUAGAUCUGGCUUUUACGUUACGAAACAGUACUACGCCCUUGGACAGGAUAUUGGGACCAAAGCUUUUGGAAUCUAUGAAGAAAAGGGUUUCUUCCUGAGUCUCCAGCCCAUAGAAGGAGCCAUAGAAGCUGCCAGGGAGAUGGCUGACAUGGAGGGAGUGGAUGUUUAUAUCUGCACAAGCCCCAUCAAGAAAUACACACAUUGUGUUGUAGAAAAGUACCAGUGGUUAGACAAGCACCUGGGGAAGGAGUGGAUGGAGAGAAUGAUUCUCACCAGGGACAAAACUGUCAUUAAUGGAGAUCUGCUCAUAGAUGAUAAACCUAAUAUCACAGGAGGCAUGAGCCCUCCCCAGUGGCAGCAUGUCCUGUUCACCUCCUGGCACAACCGAGACGUGACUCUCCAGGGCGGCCAGGUCAGGCUGGACGGGUGGCUGCCUCACAGCGGCUGGAGGGAUAUACUCGAGCGGAAGAGACAAGAAAUAAACAAAUAAACAUAAAAAUAUAAAAAUAUCUGAUCGUUAGGGUCAAGUAUUGGUGCUAACGGCUCGAGGUUAGCCUCUACCAGGCUCACAGGGCUGCUGGAGAAAUAGUCGAGAGUUAUAGCCUGUAUCAGGCUACGGGAGGCGGCUUGAAGGAGUAGAAAUUGGCCAAAUAGAGAGAUAACAUGCAUGCCAGGUGUGCGGCAAAAUGUACUCUCUAGCGGACCAACUGCCUCGGCAUGUUAUCUCUCUAUUUGGCCAAUUUCUACUCUUUCCAGUUGAAGCCUGGUAGAGGCUAGUGGAAAGUGGACAAAUAGUCUGAAUAGCUUUCCAGAAGAGUAGGCUACAAAUUGUACCUUCUAGUCGGCUAGUUCCUCUGCUAUGUCUAUUGGGCCAUUUUCUACUUUUUUUUUCAAGCUACAAUGUACCUCGGAAGCCUGGUAGAGGCUAGCUCUGAGAUCUGUUUUUGAAGAAGAUAGAUGUAGCAAGUCUACCUCUCAUUUUUAAUCAUAGAAUGUAACUUAAUGUAAGGAUAAGAAAAACUGUGAAUUGUUGAUCAAUCUGACAUUUAGUAGCAUUUACAGGUUUUACAAAAUUUUCGACCGGUAUUUUAUCAGGAAUUGUGAUUAUUGUGUAGCAGCCAGCUGAUGAUGUUUUAUCAGCAUUAUGCAGUCAAGUUGACUUUGACUGUCAUACCACAAAUGCACAGUAGAAUUUUAAGUAAUUUAUUGGUCAUGAAAAAUGUAGAAAGUAAAGUAUUGAACAAGCCAGGAUCUUCUCAGUCGUAUUAAGUGUUAGCACUCAAACACAUAAUGAUCAGUGACAAAGAAAAAGUUGCAACUUUUAAUUGCACCAUGAGUGAUUAAGAUAUUUGAGAUUUUCCAUCUUUAUAUAACGUUAACAAAUAUACAUUUUGGAGUACUAGGGUAUCAAAAAGUAUAUUGCAGUGCAAUGUUACGGGCAAGACACUUGAAUCAAUAAA